Messenger RNA from Carica papaya (papaya), 977 nucleotides. It is a transcript of the gene LYC, whose product is annotated as lycopene cyclase. Gene Ontology annotation, biological process: carotenoid biosynthetic process. NCBI's taxonomy places the organism in Eukaryota, Viridiplantae, Streptophyta, Magnoliopsida, Brassicales, Caricaceae. Gene Ontology annotation, molecular function: oxidoreductase activity, acting on paired donors, with incorporation or reduction of molecular oxygen. The record is from RefSeq and is a predicted model, not a curated record.
CUCAGACUCAGAGGGUCCCCCAACGCCUUCAGCUUGUCGUCAAGAAGUGGCCACCCAACUAUCGUCACCUCACUUCGAAGGCUCCAACAAAAUCUCAUGGCUUCUCUUUAUCUUCUCCUUCACUUUUCCUAUCGACCUGCUGAGAACUAGACAGACUCUACAAAGCCGAGUUUGUGUUCACAGGAAUUUUUUGGUAACCCCAAUUUGAGUUUUAGGGGUUAAAUUCAUAUUGGGUAUUCCAUGGAUACGCUGCUCAAAACACAUAACAAGCUCGAAUUCUUGCCGCAGCUUCACGGCUUUUCUGAGAAAUCGAGUUCAAGCUCCUCAAGACUUCAAAACCCGGAGCUUAGGUUUGGUCCCAAGAAGUAUCCUUGGAAAAGAGGUAGGGAUGGUUGUCUUAAAGCCAGUAACAGUGCUCUUCUGGAGCUUGUUCCAGAAACAAAGAAGGAAACUCUUGACUUUGAGCUUCCCAUGUAUGACCCAUCAAAGGGACUUGUAGUGGACCUGGCUGUUGUGGGAGGCGGCCCUGCAGGACUUGCUGUUGCCCAGCAAGUUUCACAGGCUGGGCUUUCGGUUUGCUCGAUUGACCCGUCUCCCAAAUUGAUUUGGCCUAAUAACUAUGGGGUUUGGGUGGAUGAAUUUGAGGCCAUGGACUUGCUAGACUGCCUUGACACCACCUGGUCCGGUGCUGUUGUGUACAUAGACGAUAAAAGCAAGAAAGAUUUGGAUAGACCUUAUGGAAGGGUUAACAGGAAGCAGCUGAAGUCAAAGAUGUUGCAGAAAUGUAUAGCAAAUGGGGUGAAGUUUCACCAAGCUAAAGUUAUUAAAAAGGAACACUUCCUCUGGUUAAAAUGAUCAACAACUUAAUACAGGAUAGAGACUAAGCUGAUCUUUGAUGUCCAAUUGUUGUAACUUAUAAGUUUAAUAUGUCGAUUCAUAUUUUUCUUCAAAAUAUUCCCCUUAUUGUUUAUAGCAAA